Molecule: messenger RNA, 3270 nt
Organism: Danaus plexippus (monarch butterfly)
Lineage: Eukaryota; Metazoa; Arthropoda; Insecta; Lepidoptera; Nymphalidae
Gene: SCCRO3
Product: DCN1-like protein 3
Exons: 3
Coding region: 330-1322 (330 amino acids)
Biological process (GO): positive regulation of ubiquitin-protein transferase activity; protein neddylation
Cellular component (GO): ubiquitin ligase complex
Molecular function (GO): ubiquitin conjugating enzyme binding; ubiquitin-like protein binding; cullin family protein binding
Source: RefSeq, a predicted model, not a curated record
AUUGGGAAAAUAAUACACAUAGCACUUAAAAUUAGAGGGUUUAAAUUUUUUACAAUUGAAUGUUAGAUUACACAUUUAUUCUUUUAAUUGUCAGGUAAAUUCGACUAUGUUUAAAAAGGAUUUUCCUCUUCUGUAUUUUAAGAUCUUUACCUGACCUCUGCUAUCUGGAGUAAGAAGAGGAUGGUUUCCAAGAGAAAAUUACAAUUGCAUAAGAAACCUAUUUGUGAUCAUUAUGUUGCAUAGGACACCUCGUAAAAUAUUAAAUAAGGUUGAUAGUAUAUUGUACAAAAGUUUUAUGUUUUGGAAGGUUUUCUAUCAUAAUUUAUCAAAUGGGCCAUUGUCUUAGCUGCUUAGGAAACCAAUCUAAUGCUGAUGUGGUUACAUCUACUCAAAGAAAUAAAGAUGAGAUGACAGAGAUUGUUUCUUCUAAUCAAGUUCCCACUGUAAUGAUAUCAGAUUAUCCACAAGAGGAGCCACUUUUGCAUAACAAUGAAAUCAGUAUUAACUGCUAUACAAACAGUUCUCACAUAUCCAAUGCGAAUGCACUGAAUUCUAUUAAUGAACACUCAUCCGGCGAUGGACUCCCAGCGCCUAAAGUACAUGUUAGUAAUGAGAAGACACCUAAGCCUUUUUACCACAAAUUGCCUUCAAUUCCUCAUAGCAUGUCAUCUUUGGGCUCGAGUGAAUCUCGUGUCUCAGAAUCAAAACUUAAUUAUUUAUUUGAUCAAUACAAAGAUAGCCAAGAGGAUACUAUUUUUGCUGAAGGUAUUGAGAAUCUAUGCAUCGAUCUGCAAUUGAAUCCUGAUGACUUCAAAGUUUUGGUACUCGCAUGGAAAUUGAAUGCUAGUCAAAUGUGUAGAUUUACUAAACAGGAAUUUGUUCAGGGUUUGAAAAGCAUGAAGACAGAUUCCAUUAAAGGAAUACAGCAAAAACUUAAUGACAUUACAAGUGAACUGAGUACUGAUUCUGAGCAAUUUAAAGAUUUAUAUAGAUUCACUUUUAAAUUUGGUUUAGAUGUGAGUACAGGGCAAAGAAUACUGCCUGCCGAUAUAGCUAUAUUGUUGUGGCGUCUAGUCUUCACUGGCAAUGAACCUCCAAUAUUGGACAGAUGGUUAAGUUACUUGGAAAAAAAUCCUCACAUCAGAGGAAUACCCAAGGAUACCUGGUACAUGUUUCUUAAUUUCUGUGAGUUUGUUGGUGACGAUCUCAGCAGUUACGAUGACACGGAAGCUUGGCCUAGCUUAUUUGAUGAUUUUGUAGAAUAUGAAAAUGAUCAAAUGAAUCAAAAUGUAACAAAAAACGACAUAAAGAUUCAGGAUUGAAUUUCUAUUUGCCAAAUAGUAGCUACUAUAGGUACUUAAACAAAUUGAGACUGAUCUGAUAACUGUUUAGUCAUCUAAUGUGGAUAAGAAAUUCUUUGUUGGAUGUCGCUACACAUGGAAUAUCUACUAUGGCUAAUUUGAGAUGUUUGCAAGUAAUGAACUGUAAAUACUAUUACAUUUUAUAAUUGUAUGAGUAUUUGUGGAACUAUAUACCUAUUUAAGCUUUAGUAUAAUAAUUGACAUUCCAGAAAUGGAAUUAGCCAAAAUUUGUAAAUAAAUAGUUUUAACUCUAGACUUGAUUAUAUUGUGUAUAGCUAAAUCAUUGAAGCAACAAGUCCCGAAAUUGUGAUGUCUUAGUCUUCUUUAAUAAACUAACUUAAUUAAUACUUACUUAACCAUGCUUUAGGCAUAAUAGAAUUUAUCAAAUAAACUUAUUUUUUACUAAAACUAUCAUUUGCAUUGAACAUAUUUUAAUCGCACAUGUAUGGUAAUAAAUGUGUUAUAUUUUUAUAACUUUUAAUGACAAGCGGAAAUUAGAUUACAUGGACUUAUGACAAUCCAAUUAGGAGAAAUUAUUUAUUUGAUUAUAUCAAAUCAGAAGGAGCGAGUGUAUCAGAAUAUAUGUUAAAUACAUUUCUUGAAGAUUUAAUUACUUAUAUAAAUGAACAUAUUUAUUUAUUAAAAGAACAAAAAAUCCGCAGUUAUGAUAAAAUUUUAUUUUAUUUUAAACAAAAUAUUUAAUAUAGUUGCAGUUGCAGACAGCUGUACUGUCGUCCGAGGUGAGAGACGGACGCCGCCCCCUAGCGGAUACGGAAAGGAACUUCUUCCUAAGACAAUACCUUAGUACGAGUUUCGUCAACCCAAACACUGUAUCAUUUACUUUUUACUUCGUCGUCGAGUUACAUACGAAAAUUAUUAUUUUUUAAUUUAACGUGUUUAGAUUGGCGGUACACUCGUUCUAAGACAGACCGUGUUCGGACUUGGGGACAACGUGCGUCUCGCUCCGUCCACGAUAUACACAAAAUAUUGUUAACAUUAUAUAUUUACCUCGAGCGUUAUUAUAAUACAUAAGCUUUUUUACGCCCCGCCACAAUACCGCACAAUAUAUCGAUGUCAUUUUCGUAUGAUGAAAGUUAUAAUUCGUUUAUGUAAGUACGUAGGAUAGUAAAAGAAAUUAAAAAAUUUAAAUAAAAAAAAAUGAUCUUGCAAUAGUGAAACCGAAAUAAAUACUUAAUAUGAUUCAAAUUAAAUUGAAAUCGGGUUGGAAUCAUGAGACUUGUUACAACCUCGUCUCAAUAAUAAAAACUAGUUAUGUAGUGUUGCCUGAGUAUUGAUCGUUAUUCAGAACAAUAAUUUAUUAUCUAUUAUCAUAAUUAAAUAAAAAUAUUGCAAGUAACAUAACUAACAAUAAAAUCAUACACAUCUGUCGAGUUUUGAUCUAAGAAAAUAAGUUUCUCAUUAGAAAUGGCUGAAAUAAACAUUCAUAUCAAUAUUAUAAGAAUAGCAAAUAAUUGUAAUAAAAAUAACCUUGCUUUAAUAUAGGGACCAGUAUAAUAAUAAUAAUUUUUACUUAAAAUUCAUAAUGAAAAUAUAAGAAUUACUAGUAUUACCAGGAUGAUCACAGUUCCAACGCCUAUUGGGCUUGGCUUUAUAUCUUUUCAGCCCAAAAUAUAAAUACAAACGGUCGUUGCUUGUGUUAGUGAUCAUCCUGAUAUUGACUACAUGAGAGCUUCAAAUCUUCAUACAUUCACACUCUUGUUUUUUGAUUUUUUUUUUUAUUUUCCUCUUUGCUCUAAACAUUAAUGAUGCUCGUGUUAUCCAGAUUUGAAAGAAACGAUCUUUAAAUGCGUACAAAUACUAUAUUUCCCAUUUCACCUGAUUCAUGUUGUUGAAAAUAUACAUUGGUCCAGAGCUAACUUUUAAAAUCCAUUUUCAAUCAUGGCUCGGA